AUGUCCCUCCCGGAGAACGCCUCUGCGGCCGUUGACGCCGAGAAAGAGAUGCAGCCCAGCGAGGUCGCCGCCGACCAGGGCGCCGGCGCGCACGAGGUCUCCGCGGCGCCCGAAGUCUUCGCGGCGCCCGAGGUCUCCGCGACGCCCGAGGUCUCCGCGACGCCCGAGGUCUCCGCGACGCCCGAAGUCUCCGCGACGCCCGAGGUCUCCGCGGCGCCCGAGGUCUCCGCGGCGCCCGAGGUCUCCGCGACGCCCGAAGUCUCCGCGACGCCCGAGGUCUCCGCGGCGCCCGAGGUCUCCGCGGCGCCCGAAGUCUCCGCGACGCCCGAGGUCUCCGCGACGCCCGAGGUCUCCGCCGGGCCCGAAAUCUCCGCGACGCCCGAGGUCUCCGCGACGCCCGAAGUCUCCGCGACGCCCGAGGUCUCCGCGACGCCCGAGGUCUCCGCCGGGCCCGAAAUCUACUCGACGCCCGAGGUCUCCGCGGCGCCCGAGGUCUCCGCCGGGCCCGAAAUCUCCGCGACGCCCGAGGUCUCCGCGACACCCGAGGUCUCCGCGACGCCCGGGGUCUCCGCCGGGCCCGAAAUCUCCGCGACGCCCGAGGUCUCCGCGACGCCCGAAGUCUCCGCGGCGCCCGAGGUCUCCGCCGGGCCCGAGGUCUCCGCCGGGCCCGAGGUCUCCGCCGGGUCCGAGGUCUCCGCGGCGUCCGAGGUCUCCGCGGCGCCCGAGGUCUCCGCGUCGGCCGAGGUCUCCGCGGCGUGCAAAGUCUCCGCGGCAUCAGGGGCGACCCUCACCAGCCCGAGCAUGAAGCCUGCGCAGGCUUCGAUGCCGGCGGGGGAUCCCGCGACGCCAAGCGCGGCUGCGGCCUCGCGCGCCUCCCCCCAGAGGAGGUCGGCGCCCACCAGCCCCGCCUCCGGCCCCAAGCGCGUGAUGCCCACGCUGAUUGGCCUCGGCAGGCAAGAGCCGCCACUUCUUGAGGGCGGCACGAAUGCAAUGCCUUCAGAAGCGCCGCUCGAGGAGCAGGCGGGCGCCGAGGAUGAGAAGGCGUCUUCUGACGCCGCCAACCAGGCUGCGACGGCGGCCGCCCAGGACAUCGCAGACGCUGUGAGACCCUGGAGAAGAACGGAGCUCCCCGACGGAUGGUGCGGCUCCGGCCGCACUGUGCUUCUCCCGACGUCCACUCCGGUUCCUGCGGACACCUGGAGAUACGCGGGCCCCGACUGCAAGGUGGUGAUGACGCGCGUCCGUCGCUACCCUCUCGCCGAGGCGCCGCUCAGGGAACAGCUCAACGUCGCCCGGGAGCGAGGCGGCCUCAUCGGCGCUGUGAAAGCAGCUGCCGCCGGCGAGGGGCACUGCGCUGUGCGCACAGAAGACUUCUGCGGCUGGGCGGAGCAAACGAUUUGCGGCUGCGAGCCAGCUCAGGAGUACCCAGUCGUCGAGAUUCGCACCUCCGACGUGAGCAGCCUUCCGCAGUCGAUUCCCGCGCCGCUGCCUCGAACGGGGCAGAUCGCCGACACGCAGAGUCUCCACUCCUCGCGCAGCAGCCUCUCGCUCGUCGCCGGCGAGGUGGCCGCCUUGGAGCCGCGCUUCUCCGUCUCGCUGUCGCUGAAAGCUGGCUCGGAGGCGCGGGGCGAACAGGCCUCGCGCGACUCGGCGAGCAGUGAGCGGCUCGCCAAGAGCGAACUUGAACGCCUCUCCAGCGCCGGCGACGCCGGUUCCCAGGAAACAGUCCCCGAGCCUGAGCCCGCAGCUGAGGCGGAGGUGGCGUGA
Molecule: messenger RNA, 1767 nt
Organism: Besnoitia besnoiti
Lineage: Eukaryota; Apicomplexa; Conoidasida; Eucoccidiorida; Sarcocystidae
Product: zinc finger protein 36 family 3 protein
Exons: 3
Coding region: 1-1767 (588 amino acids)
Source: RefSeq, a predicted model, not a curated record